ACACGUGCAAUGUUCACCCUGUACUCAGGGGGGCGGUAAUGAGCCAGAUGGACGUUAGAUUGGCAGCCAGCAGUAACUAAGAUACGAAGAGGAAGAAAAAGUAGGAAGUUGAGGUUGAGCGUUUUUGGAUUUGGUUGGUAAAUGUAUUUACAUAUACCGGAUAACAAUAUCGUAUUUUAAGUGGAUAUUAGCUAUCUUCAUUGUUUAUGUCUGUAUGAUAUUUGCAUUAUCUUCUUGGGGAUACGGUUUUGUUGGUAUCAUUCAUAGCUACGACUAGUUUGGUGGCUGCACAUUGUGCGUAUCAGUUGCCAGUAACAGCAAGAUAGCAAGCUUGUUAGCAAUGAAGGACACUUUGGCCCUUCUACAGAAAUUCAACGCGCAUCCAGAUUCCCGCUGUUGGUAUGUUGCAUGGAACCCCAAUGGCACAUUGCUGGCCUCGUGUGGUGGUGACCGGGCCAUUCGGAUAUGGGGAAGGGAAGGUGACUCUUGGGAAUGCAAGACAGUGCUCCAGGAUGGACACCAGCGAGCUGUCAGAAAGGUGGCAUGGUCCCCAUGUGGAAACUACCUGGCCUCAGCCAGCUUUGAUGCCACAACCUGCAUCUGGAAGAAGAAGAAUGAUGACUUUGAGUGCUUGACUGUGUUGGAAGGACAUGAGAAUGAGGUCAAAUGUGUGGCCUGGGCCCCAUCCGGUAACCUGCUGGCCACAUGUAGUAGAGACAAGAGCGUCUGGAUCUGGGAGGUGGAUGAGGAGGAUGAGUAUGAGUGUGUGAGCGUGGUGAACUCUCAUACACAGGAUGUCAAGCAUGUUGUCUGGCACCCAACACAGGAGCUCCUGGCCUCGUGUAGCUACGACAACAAUGUGUGUGUCUAUAAAGAAGAGGAUGAUGACUGGGAGUGCAGGGCGACCUUGGAGGGUCACACCUCCACUGUCUGGGGUUUGACCUUUGACCCAAGUGGCCAGAGACUGGCCUCCUGCAGUGAUGACCGUACUGUGAAGAUCUGGAAAGAAUGUCAGCCUGGAGGCACAGACACGGCUUGGAAAUGUGUUUGCACCCUUUCAGGGUUUCAUGGACGGACAGUGUAUGAUAUUGCAUGGUGUCCGCUGACCGGUGCCCUGGCGACUGCAUGUGGUGAUGACGGAGUGCGUGUGUUUAAGGAGGAUGAGACGGCUGACCCAGACCAGCCUGUUUUCUCCCUGUCUGCCCAUGUACCCAAGGCCCACAGCCAGGAUGUCAACUGUAUCGCCUGGCACCCCAAGGAGGCUGGGCUCCUUGUCUCCUGCAGUGACAAUGGGGAGAUAGCAGUCUGGAACUACCAGUCUGCGGUCUGAGAAAAUGUACAGUAUGCUGGGCCAGUUAGGACUUCGACAUCCAGUGUUUAACAGUGCUGAAUUUACCUUGUACAAUUGAGGGUGCUACCAGCACUAAAAUAGUCAUGUAUUUUGUUUGUCUCUUGAAAUUUCCUGUUAUAACAUUAGGUUUCUUGGUCUCAUGUGAUACUGAUAAGACUCUUUCCUUCCUGUGCACUUGUUCUGUGCUUCAUAAAUUGUGGUUUCAAGGGUCCCAAAUGUGUAUUGUCAUAAUUAUGUAUUUGAAAAACAAUACAAUUUACACAUAUUCCAAAGGCAUUUUGUAAUAUCAAUAAAAUAAAAUUGUUAUAGCUAUUUAAUCAAAGUUGAGUGGUUCGGCACGUUUGGAUGUCUAGGACUGGUGCUAGCUAAAAUUGUCCAGAAACGUUGUAAGGGAAAGAAAGCAUUUAAUUGUAAGCGAUGAUGGAAUACCAUUGCAUUAAAAAAAUUACAAAUUGUU
Molecule: messenger RNA, 1808 nt
Organism: Salvelinus fontinalis (brook trout)
Lineage: Eukaryota; Metazoa; Chordata; Actinopteri; Salmoniformes; Salmonidae
Product: probable cytosolic iron-sulfur protein assembly protein ciao1-A
Exons: 7
Coding region: 341-1330 (329 amino acids)
Biological process (GO): iron-sulfur cluster assembly
Cellular component (GO): cytosolic [4Fe-4S] assembly targeting complex
Molecular function (GO): protein binding
Source: RefSeq, a predicted model, not a curated record